This is a messenger RNA of Gastrolobium bilobum, 1312 nucleotides long. RefSeq names its product UDP-N-acetylglucosamine transporter UGNT1-like. Lineage: Eukaryota; Viridiplantae; Streptophyta; Magnoliopsida; Fabales; Fabaceae. The transcript has 11 exons. Gene Ontology annotation, molecular function: GDP-fucose transmembrane transporter activity; antiporter activity. Gene Ontology annotation, cellular component: Golgi apparatus. Bases 66 to 1001 code for a protein of 311 amino acids. The record is from RefSeq and is a predicted model, not a curated record.
AUCUGAAGCUGCCCCUCUCCGAUGAUCCAAAACAGAGUGAAGAGAGACAACAGAAAGUUUCAACCAUGACAAGAAAAGGAGUCUACGCUGCUCUAUCUUAUAUGGCCUCGUCGGUUCUCUUGGUCAUAUUCAAUAAAGCAGCGCUCUCUUCUUACAAUUUUCCAUUUGCAAAUGUCAUCACUCUUACUCAGAUGGUGUGUGGAUUUAUUAUUCUCUAUGUGAUGAAAUCCCUAAAGAUAAUUUCUUUCACAACUGGUGAACCGCAGAGCAAUUCUAACAACCUAGCAUUAUUUGUGUCCUUUAGGACAUUAGCCCGCACCUUUCCUCUUGCAUUAACAUAUUUGCUAUAUAUGGUAGUGACCAUGGAAGCUGUGCGCGGCAUAAAUAUUCCCAUGUACACCACCCUCAGGCGAACUGCUGUGGCCUUCACAAUGAUUGUGGAGUAUUUCCUAUCAGGACAAAGACAUUCAAGUUUUGUUAUUGGAAGUGUUGGGAUAGUCAUUAUUGGUGCUUUUGUUGCUGGAUCUCGGGACUUGGCAUUUGAUGCCUAUUCCUAUUCAGUUAUUUUCGUAGAAAACAUGUUUAAGGCAGUAUACCUUGCUUCUGUUUCUCGUGUUGGUAGAUCCACCGGCCUUAAUGUUUUUGGUCUUAUGUGGUGCAAUGUGGUGAUUUGUGCACCAAUCUUGUUGCUCUGGUCCGUGCUCUCGGGAGAUCUCCAAACAACACUGAACUUCCGUUACUUGUUCUACCCUGGAUUUCAGGUUGUGAUGCUUCUUUCCUGCGUGUUGACUUUCUUUAUGAACUACAUUGUAGUUUUAAAUACAACUAUCAACUCGGCACUUACACAGGCAAUCUGUGGUAAUUUAAAGGAUGUUUUCACUAGUGGGCUUGGUUGGUUUUUAUUCGGAGGACUUCCAUAUGAUUUGUUCAAUGUUCUUGGUCAAUCACUUGGCUUAAUUGGGUCGUGUUUGUAUGCCUAUUGCAAGCUCCAAGGAAUAUGAAGAUGACCUGUCAUAUUUUAAUAAUGGAGAUGGGGAAAUGAAAGCAAGGCAUCUACAUGGACCACGUUUGGUUGGAGUAUCUGUGACACUAUCCUACCUAAACGAGUUGUCUACAUAACCAAAAAAGCAUAGGCAUCCAAGUCCAUAUUGCCGGCGAAAGUUGUCCCCUGGCAGUGUGGUAUUGUCAAAAACCUGCUCAAAUUGGUCACUGUACAUCCUAACAAAAGACCAGCAUACCCUCACUUUAAGCGCGCGAAGGGAAAAUCUCCACCAAAUCGACUUUGCAGAGUUAUUAGACUUGUCACCUCCAA